AUGUGGAACAUGAAGAUACCAGGCCAGAAACCGCCAGUCCUCGUUGCAGAAUGUCUGCAGCUCGUGCCCAUGUGCCACAAGGCUCUGCAACCGCCUCUGGUGACUCUUUUUCCUGUCACCCAUCUUACCAUUGCGAUCAGUCAAAGAAAAGUCUCAGGAAGCCUGAUUCAGGGUCGUCCAGCAGAUCAGAUUCAACCAUUUUCCUCGACGGAGCAUUUCAAACAGUCCCAGCUGUCUAUUCCUUACAAAGAGCCUAUAUGGAGUGGAUUACCACCUGACACAGAAGCUUUCAGCUUUGACGUUCUGAAGAAUGGAACGAUAAUUGAAAACAUUGAACUACGCAAAAAACCUUGGUUUGUUUUUGGACGUCUUCCUAGUUGCGAUGUGUUUCUGGAGCAUCCAUCACUUUCACGAUAUCAUGCAGUAGUGCAGUACUGCGCCACACCAGGGGAUGGUUAUGAGCGUGGCUGGUAUUUAUGUGAUCUGGACAGUACUCACGGUACUUGGGUAAACAAAGUGAAGGUUUUACCUAAGACCUUUUACCGAUUGCACGUUGAUUAUGUGGUGAAAUUUGGAGGCAGCUCACGUCUGCACAUUCUGCAGGGGCCAGAAUCAGAUAAGGAACCAGAAAGUGAGCAGAGUAUAAGUGAGCUAAAGGCACAGAGAGAAAGGCUGCAGCGUGAGGCAGAGCUGCUGCGCAUGGCUGAAGAUGAGGAACUGGAGAGCCAGAGACAGAAGCAGCAGGCAGCAGAGGACAGAGGGUGCUUAUGGGGAAUGGGUGAGGAUGCAAUGGAAGAAACAGAAGAAAAUCCAUUUGCAAACAUGGCUCCCCAGCAUGAGCAUCUUUAUGCUGAUGAUCCCAAAAAGGCACUGAAGGGUUUUUAUGAAAGGGAAGGCUAUGACUUACCUGAGUAUCAGUUUUCAGAGGUGUCCUUUGGUAAACACCGCUGCUUUUUGGAACUCCCCGUUGAAGGUGCCAAUGGUGAAGCUCUUGUAGCAGAGGCUACUGUGUCAGGGAAGAAGAAAGAGGCAGUGGUAGCAUGUGCACUGGAAGCUUGCCGUCUGCUUGACAUGCAUGGAAUUCUUCAUGCUUCAAAACAUGAAAGCCGGAAGCGCAAAAAGAAAAAUUGGGAAGAUGAUGACUUUUAUGACAGUGAUGAAGAUACCUUUUUAGACAGAACAGGAACAAUAGAGAUGAAAAGACUUUUUCGAAUGAAAAAAUCAGGGAAGGAUGCUAAAGCAGAGACAUAUGAAACUUUGGUGCCAAAGUGGAAUGAAGUGGUUAAUCGCAUUGGUGAAAUUGAAAACAAAUUACAAGAAGCUAAAGCUCAGGCAGAUGCCAUUGCCAGUGAAGAAGACGAUGCAUUGGAUGCCUACAUGACAGCUAUCAAAGCAGGUGUCAUGGAUACAAAGACACGCUUGACUCUGAAACGUGAGCUCCUGACAUUGCGCACAGAAGAGCAGCGACUUCGUCAUCUUGUCAACAUUGCAAAGCCUGCUUCUCUGCCAGUGCUAAAAAAACCAGCACCUCCUGUGACACUUACACCCAGUGUCACACCUGGUACCAGGAAGAUUGGUGUUGCCCGUGGACCCAAGCCUGCAGUGUGUACUUUUGUGAGUCAAGAUUUAGUGGAGAAGGAGUCAACAUUUGAAGAAGAAGAUGAGGAAGAAGACAGUGUGGUACAUUCUGUGCAACCUUUAUCUAAAGACAAUCAAGAAGGCCAAGCUUUAUCUAAAGACAAUCAAGAGGUCCAAGAUUUUUCUAGGGACUUGUCACAUAUUUCACAAAGUCAGAAUAAAGCAAAUGAAAUGAUUCAGGGCUCUACUACAAGUUCAGGACCUAAAAUCAAAGCAGGUCUGAGUAUGUCAUCUUCACCGUCUGGCAAAGUUUCUCCAGAUCUUCACACUGAAGCUGAUGAAAGACUUGGCAAACCUUCUGAUCAUGGAUUGAUAGUGAAGAAACAGGUGCCAGUAUCAACUGAGGCUUCAACAAAGGGUUCGUUGUCUGCUAUAAUAAAAUCUGAAGAGACAAAACCUCAGGUGUUGAGACUGAGUGUCAUAAAGAAGAAGAAGGUGCUUGGCCCACCAAAAAGAGAAUAUGAUUCUUCUGACCCUGACUAUGCUGUGUGGCUUCCACCAGAAGAUCAGACUGGUGAUGGAAGGACAAGCUUGAAUGACAAACUUGGCUACUGAGUCUGCAGCUAGGGGAGAUGUACAGCCAAGUGGAUUAGUGUCAGCCAAGACCAGUGGUGCAUUAGUUGGUUCAGAGCCAUAUGGUACAUCACACUUCUACCAGCUGACCCAGCUGUGAAAUGGGUACCUGACCUCUUAAAAAGGCUUGGGAGGAAAAGGCAGCGAAAGAGAGGAGAUAAAUACCACCCUCAAAAAAAUUUGGACCUGAGAAGAAUUGGGUAUCACUGAGAGUUCUUGAGGCUAUCUUACUUUUCUGAAUUUGCAGAUGUAAAUUUUUAGUAGAAUGUGACUGAUUAAAUAUGAAUCAUCUGAUGCUUGAGAUAUAGUACCUUGAGAAAGAAGAAAAUCAUGUUUAUUAAACUUCUUGAAAAUUUGUU
Messenger RNA from Pomacea canaliculata, 2570 nucleotides. Its product is annotated as kanadaptin-like. Lineage: Eukaryota; Metazoa; Mollusca; Gastropoda; Architaenioglossa; Ampullariidae. Bases 1 to 2193 code for a protein of 730 amino acids. Gene Ontology annotation, molecular function: mRNA binding; protein binding. The transcript is spliced from 13 exons. The record is from RefSeq and is a predicted model, not a curated record.